AUGAAUCCCGAGGACUGCACACUCGCGACCUGCUCCCUCGAGGAUGCGUACAUGCACUACCAGCCUUCAAUCCCCGGCUGCAGCGUCUACAUCGCCCUCUACGGUCUUCUUCUCGCCAUCCAAGCCAUUCAAUGUCCGAUAUAUCGCAUGUGGGGAUUCUCAGGGUCGAUGGUUAUCGGCCUCACCCUGGACAUUAUCGGCUACGUCGCGCGCAUUCUGUUCCACGGCGAUCCCUUCAACUUUGACUAUUUCCUAAUGAACCUCAUCUGCCUCAGCCUCGCUCCUAUUUUCUACUGCGCCGCCCUGUAUUUCCUGCUAGGCCGUGUUGUGACUGUCUACCGUGGAGAGGACAUCUCUCGUCUCCGACCCCGGAACUAUGCUAUCGUCUUUGUCUCGUGUGAUGUGGUCGCUCUGGUCCUGCAGGGUGCUGGCGGUGCUAUUACAUCUAUCGCGCCUGCUGAUGAUCCUGGCCUUAGAGACACCGGCGUCAACAUCAUGAUUGCCGGGUUGGCGUUCCAGCUCGCCACGCUGACUCUGUUUAUCUCGUUUUCUGUCGAGUUUGUCUAUCGCUUAUUCCGACGUGAACGGAGGACAUCAGUGCAGGAUGGUGAGUCUAGCAAGGAUGAAUACGCUGCUAUUCGGGCGAGGAAGUGCUGGAAGGCCUUCAUAUUGGCCCUGGUUCUGGCGACGGUCACCGUUUAUAUCCGGUCCAUCUAUCGUGUUGUGGAGCUGAAGGGCGGCUUUGAUAGCGCGGUCGCCAACGAUGAAGUCGCGUUUAUGGUGUUGGAAGGCGCCAUGGUCUCGAUUACGUGCAUUUGCUUGACGGUCAUGCAUCCAGGGAUGGCUUUGCGGACGCGUCGGAGCAAAACUGAAUCGAUGUAG
Messenger RNA from Aspergillus puulaauensis, 882 nucleotides. Its product is annotated as RTA1 domain-containing protein. NCBI's taxonomy places the organism in Eukaryota, Fungi, Ascomycota, Eurotiomycetes, Eurotiales, Aspergillaceae. The record is from RefSeq and is a predicted model, not a curated record. Gene Ontology annotation, cellular component: plasma membrane; fungal-type vacuole. Bases 1 to 882 code for a protein of 293 amino acids. The transcript has 3 exons.